This is a messenger RNA of Dermacentor andersoni, 6953 nucleotides long. Its product is annotated as manganese-dependent ADP-ribose/CDP-alcohol diphosphatase-like. Lineage: Eukaryota; Metazoa; Arthropoda; Arachnida; Ixodida; Ixodidae. The record is from RefSeq and is a predicted model, not a curated record. Gene Ontology annotation, molecular function: 2',3'-cyclic-nucleotide 2'-phosphodiesterase activity; ADP-ribose diphosphatase activity; manganese ion binding.
UGCCGGCCGCUGCUGGAAGCUGUUCAUUCAUUCGUCGCGCACCAGGGCAUGGCUACUGUGUUCUCGAUUCUUAUCUGAUUUGCGUGACGCCGGGUCACGCCAUAAGGUCGUGUAAACCCAUUCGUGUUGUCUGAUCAUUGCAGCUAUGUAUUUUUUUGGUGGAGUUCACGUUGUAUUCAUUAAAGUGCUGGUUUGUGUGGUACCGGCAUCGUGCGGGAUCUCUUUGGCCCCGGGCCAAAUCAAGCAAGGCUGCCUCAUUCAAUUAGCAUAUAUGAUAACUGGCUCGUUUCACUACUGCGUGCCGCUUCGGCACGUGUGACCUUGAACUUGCUGCUGGCCCGUUCUUGGAUCCUCGUAUCGUGAUGUUUCGCUGUCAUAUAUAUGGCUUCGGAUAAGGAGGUUAUUAAUAAACACACUCGCUCUUGUUACUAGGCGCCUUGGCAGCGUAGCGGAGACGGUGAAUGUCUGUUGGUGCAGCUCGUUUUGAUUCGGGAGAUGCGGCUUUGAUAAAGUUCAUAGUUAAUUAUCCGCGGUGUCCGGACCAGUCGCAAUUAAAAGCGCAGUUAGCGGACUGUGCUAACGUGUGAGGGAACACACGGGUUUUUGUCAAAGAGUGUGUCGCACAACAGCAGAUAUUGCGAUAUCUUAAUUUUUUGUAACAGCACAACACGAGCCUAAAGCACAGCUUACUAAGAACAGCUCUAGAUAGCUGUUAAUUUUCUGUUUGUGCCGUAGCAAAUUCCAAUAACUUUGACUAAUUAUGUAUUAAAAGAAGAAAGGAAUGGUGAGAUGAGAGUCUACAAAGCUUAUUAGGCACAAGAGAAGGGAAAAAAAUGGUAUGGUGAUAAUGUGACACAUACUUUGCCGGGGAAAACGAGACGAUUGGUGUGCACUGGUUCUUUUUAGGGCUUCAUUGCUCUCCACACAUCGCAUCACAUUGGCAUUCAGCUUAAAAUGAAGUGCAGCCGAGGAUGUCGUAACCCUGCAAGGAGCAGCUAGCUGUUUGCACUCAUUGUCUUCUGUAAAGUAAUUUUCUGCUAGAGGAGGCUUGUACAGUCUUGGAAAAAUGAAAUGCAAACAAAAAAUUAAGAAGUAGGACAACUUUUGCAGGCAAUAACUAGUGAGCAUGAUCUUGAAUUGCUACAAUUAUCUGGUCAUCAGGGAACUUAUACACCUGACAUUAAGCAUACAAACUGAAAUCGUGCUGAUAUUACAUGUAAUAGUAAAAGUGGGAACGAAAAAUGUGUUCUAGUUAUCUACGACUUGUUUGUAUUUCAUUUGUCCGUGACUGUACAUAUUAGGCAUUCACAGUUAUCAUUUGAUUUAGCCAAUCGAAAGCAAAGCCAUAUUUAACCUUCAUGUGCAAGCCAUUCUGCAUGUAUGUUUUGCUGAGUGCGUCAUGCUGUCACGAGUUUACAUGGUCGCUGACAAUGGAAGUUUCCGUGCACGUGUUUUGUAUUGUCAUGCUGCAUCCAUUAUGCAACACCAGGCCUUUGUGUUUGCAUGCUCAAUCACUGGCGAACCAUGUGGUAUGACAAGGCCAGAAAUAGAACAAAAAAAUUUGCUUCACAUUUAGAUGGCCUUGACCUAUAUUUUUAGAACAAUACCUGAAACUAAUAAAACGCUUCUGAGCACAUUUAAUUCUUGAAUCCGCAUAGCCAUUUUUUGUUGCAAACUAGCAUACGUGCCAUUGCUUGAUUUUUUUGGGGCAUUAACACAGCAAUUGCCACUGAUUCACACAGCAGGUAAGUUCGUGGUUUGCGCAUGCAUGCGAAAGGCAGUGCGCCAAUUUGGGUGCGAAGCAAAAGGUGGGAUUAAACUUUUGAUUCCUGACUCGCAGAUGCUGUGUGAAUGAAUUAGGAAUGAAGCGUCUUGCGUUUAGUGUGCCCGCCUUCCCGUGUACGCACAAUAAAAUCUAUUCUUGAGCUUGAUUGCGUCCUUCUUACAACUCUAAUGGUUUACAAUCUGUGCUGAAGUGUGUAAAGCGUGUGCAGCUGGUUUCAUGUAUAGCUUGAAAAUAUUGGAUGCACUCUUUUGCUUGUAGGUAGGCUUGGCAAAAUUUCAUUAAUGUUAACUGCCUGCUAUUAUGCUUAUGCUAAUCUACACUUCCUCUUACCAUUCCAGUCAGUAAAUUUGGAGAUUGAGUUCAUGUUCUUGGUGUAGGGUUUAAAUCCAGGUUUUUGGCAUCUAUUGGAGCCGAUUAGAAAAGCACUCGUACAGUACGCUGCUGUUCUCUAGAUUAGGCACUGGCCGGCCACCAAAGUUAACUGGCAUCUGAAGCAAGUGAGGGAAGACUAAGACACUGCUAUCUGGUGACACCAACUGAAAGCUUGCAUCAGUUAACUUUGCAGCAAUAUUUUUUGUGCGUUGAAGGAACAGUGGAUUGCUUUUCUUUGUUGUGUUUAUAAGCUGUAGUUCAUACUGGCACCUACAGUGAGUCUGAAGUGCAAAGGCAAGGGAAGCUUUUUCGGACUAAGUUGCCAGGUCGCAGCCAAAAACACUCAAUUUUUUUGUGAAACGUCACUAAGUGACGAUGAUGAAGGCUUGCUUGGAAAUGUCUUUGUAAUGUUUUAAUUGUUCCUAGGCGUCUUCUGUGACAUUUUUUAGCCUGUAGCUCUACUUAACCUCUUGCGGGGGCAAGGCAGCGGUCGGAGAGUGAUAAGGCGAAACAAUGCUUGGUCUUUCAAAGCGGUAUCGCUUCUCAAGAUUGUGCUUUGCCUAGAAAAGCUGCUUUGAUGCGUUCAUGUGGCUCGCUAAUAAGCUACUUGCCAUGUCCUCAGAAGUAGCAGCAAAUGGAGGCGCACGUAUCCCCUGUGGCUAAAAUGGACAUGAGUCAUCGCACUCGGCCAGUCUUUUCUAUCAAGGCAAUUUGCCGGCUACACGCACCGUUGAAGAGUCGCCAAAAAGGUUGCCAUAACUUCAAAAGAGCAAGGUUAUCAUUAAGGGGACUAAAAGCAUCGCGAAAUUUAGCAACUUCUUUGCCAACUUGCCAACACUGCUUCAUAGUUGUAAAUGCUUACUUAGUUACAAGAUAUCUUUUUGUUAAAAACUGUUUCUAUGUUUAUGCAGCUGCGUGAUGCGACUUGGCUCAGUGAAAAUCUGACUGCAGCUUUGUCUUUUGUCCCAAGUCUCUUCACACAAUUGUGCAAGCUCACUCAAAUUUCACUUGUUUUUACAAAGCAAUUAUUUAUUCUAAUAAAGCUUCUUGAUUAGUAUUGUACUGUGUGCUGUGCCUAAAACCAGCUGCAGAUGCUGAGUAAGAUAAGCGUUGUGUGGUUGCGGCUUGAGUUGCAUGAAGAGCGUUGCCUGCUACGCUUUCUGUGCGCAGUCAUGCUCAGCUUUCUGUGCUCCAUAGCACGAGAGGAACGAAAACUCCUGUCACAGCCCAGGUGGGAACUUUUCUUUUUUUGGCAUUUCCAGAGUACCAGCACCUUCUCCCUCCCGAGCACACAACAAAAGUUUCAGCAGAUCAUCUCAUUGCAUCGCACUUCUGCCAAGAAAAAUGGAUGCUCCGCGGCCAUUGCCUAUCUCUUGAGGCUGCAGCUGGUUGUUCAUUUUUUGAAGCUCUCGCCUCGCCCCUAUCGUCGUCGAGCCCACGGCACCACACCUCCGUCACGUGUUCGUCACGCAGCAACACCCCAAGAUGCGUGACGCAACCGACGAGCCGAUGAGAGCGGCACGUCUGCUCGCCGAACCCGUCAAGACGUCCUCGGACAACAGCUGUUGGCUAGAGCAGUAUCGGUGGAACAAAGAGGAUGUGGUUCCCCCCUCCUUCACUUCUUCCAGCUGGCCGAUAACACUGCCUCCUCCUGCAAUCUUGUCUCGUCCCUGGCGGAUAUUUUUCAGAAGUGAAAAAGGAUAAGUGCUCUCAGUGGGGGAGCUGAGAAGCGUUUGCUUGGGUGUCCUAGCUUGAGGCGAGGGGUAGAUAGCCUAGUAAUGUGUGGGGCAUGGGCCAGAAGACAUUGGAGGCUUGUUGAGAAAGGGCCUACAUUCUACGCUUCCUUGGACUCCUGCCAUCAGUCCAGAGUGUAAGGUUCACGAUGAGCAACGUUGCUGCAUCAAGUGAGAAGCCUCUCCUGACCUUUGGCGUCUUGACUGACGUCCAGUAUGCAGACUGCGAUGACAAGCCAGCAGGCUAUGAUCCGUCGCUCAUACGCUACUACAGGAAUGCCCUGAACCAGGUGGAGCGCGCGUAUGCCCACUGGAGCCGCGUGCCAGGCUUGAGCCUGGUGCUUCAGCUGGGCGACCUGAUAGACUACCACAAUGCGGGUUGCGGCCGUGGCUUGGACCGCGUCCUGGCCACCCUGGCCAACGACGGGUCGCUACCCACCUACCACACCCUGGGCAACCACGAGCUCUACAACUGCACCCGGCGCGACCUGGUGCGACGCUACGUUUGCCCGCGCCUGCUGCCAAACUGGACGCCUCCGGCCACGGACGACCCGGUCUUUUACUACAGCUUCAGCCCCGUGCCAGGUGUGAAGCUCAUUUCCCUGGACUGCUUUGAGGAGAGCGUGCUGGGCCGUGAUCCGUCGGAGCCACGGUGGCAGCAGGCAGCGGAGCUGCUGAGCAGGGUGCAUGGCACGUCGGACCCGCAGGCGUGGGAGUGGCCAGACGCACUGGUGGGACUGGACAAGAGGUUCGUCGACUCCAACGGAGCACUGAGUGAGGCACAGUUGAAAUGGCUCAGUGCAGAGUUGACGGAGUCGGAUGCUGCAGGCGACGUGGUCAUUGUCUUUGGCCAUCUGGCCAUCUCGCCCGCAAGCGCCAGUGCCGACUGCCUCCUGUGGAACUACAGGGAUGUGAUGGACUUGUUUGAGGCGCACCCGUGCGUGGCUCUCUACCUGUGCGGGCACACCCACCGCUGCGGCUAUGCCAAAGACGCCCGCGGCACCCACUACAUGGCGCUGGCGGGGAUCAUAGAGACCGAACCCGAAAGUGUAGCUUUCUCAACGGUCUCCGUCUUUUCCGACCGGAUAGAAGUCGUUGGCUCCGGUCGCGAGGAAAGCCGAACCCUCGCAAUCCGUUCCCCCCAACCUGCGGCUGAGGUCGAUGCAGAGGAAGAACUUCUGGCUGCGCCUGCUGUUGCGUCUCCACUCGCUGUUCGUGUCGCGGUGUGAAGUCUGCGUCAGUGUGCCUCUCUGCAGAGCUGUUGGCUUGGGCACUUAUAUAUUAAGUCGGCUUGGCUUGCCGCGAGGGACUCGCAAGAAAUCAUAUGGUUGAGGAAGAGUGAGGCAGGGCUUUCAUUGACUAGCAACCAUGCUCUUUGUGCAAAACUUUCCCCUGUAGUGUUUAAGGGAGCUGGUGCUAGCUUCACCUUCCUCUUCUUUGUACAAAAAUUUUCUUGUGUCCUGGCUGCACAGUUUUCGUCCAUGUUUCAUUUUUCUAUAAAACCAAGUAAACAAGCAUACUUAUCCCCCUUACAGCCAGUACUGUAUCGUGCAGGAAGGAAAGAGUUACUUUCUUAUUUUCAUUUUACCCAAUUGGGUUCAUUAUCGUUUAUCACCUUCUGCCCAUUUUUCUUUCUUUUUUUCAGUUUUCCUCCCAAGAAAACAUGCCCUGAGCAUCCGUGCAAUCGUAAGGUUCUGAAUGAUGCAAGGCAGUGGCAAUAUUCUAUCUAUGUGUAUGCUUAUAACUAGUUCGAAGCAUUCUGUAGAGAGUUCACACAUGAACUUGCUGUGCACGUUCACAUUCAUUAUUGAUUGAAUGUGAUAUGUUGCACAUGCCUCCUUAGUAUGGGAUGGGUCACUUCAGUACUGUAAUCGAUCAAUUGAACAUUCCUCUCGGCCCACUUUUAAAAUGGUCAUAGUAUUACCGUCACAAUUCUGGGAUGUUUAGCAUAGAAGAUGUUAAUUGUAAAGACCUUAGAACUGGGAAUGUACGACACAUAUUUAUGAGAAAUAUUUCUUGCCCUUAAGUACAUUCUGGUAUAUUUUCUUCUUACUUGUUUGUUUAACCCAGUUUUGUUAGCUCAAAAUUGCUUCUGUAGCACUAGUCUUGGACUAUCUUGCCAUAUUUUUUAACCUCAUCAUAAUAACACAGUUCCUCAUUUUAGUUUUUCAUUCUAGACUAUAUUAGUUUUGUCACGGGCUAGCUAACUUGCUCCUAAUUAGCUGUGCAUGACACCUUUUGGCAUCACCUUCAAAGAACAGGAAUUUCCGAGCGUGUUCGACUUGUUUGUGCAUGAAUGUUCGAAAUGUGUGCCAAUAAGUUCGAAAGUUCCUGGAGUGCACCGACGUUUGCCAAAACAACACGUGCACAUAGCGCAACCAAAUGUAUUUAUGCAUGGUGUGCAGCGUUUUUCUAUGUACAUGUUGUGAGGUGCCUUCUGUUUCUUGUGUGCUAAGUUGAACUUUUUGUACGCACUGCCCAUGUUUUACCUGGGCGUGUGAUGGUUUUGGGAAACAGCAGAGCCUCAUUGAAGGGUUACCUUGCGGGAAGAGAAGACAGAUUAGUAUGGCGGGCCUUUAUACGUGUGACAUGAUGUGCGAGGGUUGGCAGCAACUUGUAUUUGGCAUGUUUGGUAGAGGUGUUGCUUUGCAUUGUCUCUGUUUUUGGAGGCAAGGGAGCAAAUUUGUGUUUUAUACAGGCACUAUUGCCAUUUAUUCGCAAGCGCUAAUGCCACUUCCUUACUCGGUUAUUUGUGUGUUUAUAGGGAAGGUUUGCGUUAGUCAUUUACUUGGUAUCUUGGCAUCAAAACGUUGCACACAAACAUGCACUGUGUCAUUAUAGCAUGUUCACUUUACACAAGCUGCCUCACAUUAAUGCAUGGCAGUGCAUGGCCUUCUUAUUUAUUGCAUUGUUAAGCUUCAUCUUUAAGUGUGUUUAUUGCAAUGUCAAUUUCUUGUGAAUUUUUUUGUGCUGUGUAAUAUGGAGAGCACGAAUCUCGGCACCAACAGUUUAGCAGUGUUUCUUCUGGAUUUAGUUUAAUAAAGUUCAUACAAAUGCUGCCA